This is a messenger RNA of Cynara cardunculus var. scolymus (artichoke), 864 nucleotides long. Its product is annotated as transcription factor MYB35. Lineage: Eukaryota; Viridiplantae; Streptophyta; Magnoliopsida; Asterales; Asteraceae. The transcript is spliced from 3 exons. The coding region runs from base 1 to 864 and encodes 287 amino acids. The record is from RefSeq and is a predicted model, not a curated record.
AUGGGUAGACGGCCCCCAUGUUGCGAUAAAUCACAUGUGAAGAAAGGUCCAUGGACAACCGAAGAAGAUGCCAAGAUUCUUGCAUAUGUUGCUAACCAUGGCAUUGGCAAUUGGACUUUGGUUCCUCAAAAAGCAGGUUUGAAUCGAUGUGGGAAAAGUUGCAGGUUGAGAUGGACGAAUUAUCUGAGGCCUGAUCUGAAGCACGAUAGCUUCACCGCUCAUGAAGAAGAUCUCAUUUUGCGCUAUCAUCAAGCUAUAGGUAGCAGGUGGUCUCUGAUAGCGAAGCAACUACCAGGAAGAACAGAUAACGACGUCAAGAAUCACUGGAACACGAAAUUGAAGAAGAAGCUUUCUAAAAUGGGGAUCGAUCCCAUCACCCACAAGCCCUUCCGUCAACUUCUUUCCGAUUAUGGAAACAUCAACGAGAUCAUCCCAAAAAACACCACGAUUUCCGACCACCGACAUCACGAACCCUCAGAUUUCUCGCGUGCUGACAGUUCGUUGACCACAAUGGACCCGAUGAACCUCCUCACCGCUCAUUUUCAAGUCAUCAAUGAAGCGGCCUCAUCUUCUACAUCAUCACCGGCAACCAAGGUCCAAGUGAAUUUACCAUCUUCUCCCUCCAUUUGGAGCGACUAUCUCAUCGGAGACCAAGAACAAGAAUGCACGAACGAGCCUGAUCUAGGGAUUGUUUCAACAAACGGUGAAAACCCGAAUAAUUACAAUGGGUUAGGGGUAGAUCAGUCAAAGAACACUUUAGAAGUUGCUUCAACUUCGGUUUCUUUUGUGGAAUCCAUCUUAAACCGAGAUCGCGAAAUGCAGAUGGACUUCCCUCAGCUCUUGGACGGAUACUCCGAGUAUUGA